UCUAUGUGGAGAAGGCACUCAGAUCCGAGAUGUUGUGUGCAUCAACCCUCUCGGUGGUGAGACUGUGGAGGUCCUGGAUGACUCUGGUUGUGACGAAUCGACAAAACCGCCCUCCAACCAAACCUGUGAGCUGCGACCCUGUGAUGGCACAGAAUGGGUCACUUCACCGUGGUCUGGGUGUGAACUUCCAUGUUCGUCACGCAUCGAGACCCGGCAGGUGCUCUGCACCAACGAGGAAGGGGUAAUGUUCCCCGAUGAGUACUGCGAUGAUGAGAAGCGGCCCAACACGACCAAACCAUGUGACGAGGAUGACAGUGCCCUGGACGAGCAGUGCCAGUACAUGUGGUACUACUCCCAGUGGAGCCCCUGUUCCACGGAGUGCGGGAAUGGCAUGCAGACCCGCAAGGUGUUCUGUGGCAGCUUCAUCGACGGCAACAUCGUCAAUGUGACGGAUGACAAUUGCAACCCUGCAGAACAACUUAACUCAACUCGAGAGUGUACGGUGGAGGCUGUCUGUAAUGGCACUUGGGUCGCUGCUCCCUGGAAUCAGUGUUCAACGCCCUGCGGUGGUGGUCAGCGCACAAGAACUAUCAUUUGCCACGUCAAUGGGAAACCAGCUGCACCUAAGAAUUGCGAUGUCAGCAAGAAGCCCUUUGACACUGAGUCAUGCAACAUGAAUGCUUGCGACGAAGAUGAAGUGAUCCUCCUGGGAGGCUGCAAGGAUUCUAAGCAUGGCUGCUGUCCUGACGGCAUGACGCCUGCUGGUCCCAGCUUCGCGGGAUGCCCCAAGGUUACUCCUGUCGAAGGUGGCUGCAAGGCUACCGAGUUUGGUUGCUGCUUGGACGGUGUGACCCCGGCAUUUGGGCCAUUUAGGAAGGGCUGUCAACAGCUGUCACUCUGCAACGGCACGGAGUUCGGCUGCUGCCCCGAUGGCGAGACACCAGCUGAGGGCCCCAACAACGAGGGCUGCCUCUUGGCCACAACUGACACAGCCCUUUUUGCCAAUUGCAGCACGGCUGAGUGGGGCUGCUGUCCAGAUGGCAUCACGGCCGCUGAAGAUUCAAACAAAACCAACUGCAUCGAAGUCUUGAAAGCCACGUUCAUCCCGUGCGCCGACUCUCAGUUUGGCUGCUGUCCCGACAACAUGACUGCAGCAGAUGGUCCCAGUGGACUUAACUGCAUCGAGGGCUCGGGCACAGAAGAACCCUGCCAUGGAACGACGCACGGAUGCUGUCCGGACGGCUGGUCUGUGGCCCAGGGACCGAAUAAUGAGGGCUGCCCGCCCUACUUUCAGGUUACGCCGGUUGCCAAUUGCUCUCAGUCAACUCACGGCUGCUGUACAGAUGGCAUGACUGCGGCCGCAGGUCCGGACGGGCUUGGUUGUGAGGACGAAGUCGAAGGGAGCGGGACUGAACCAACUGACUGUGAGAACACAUUGUUUGGCUGCUGCCCGGAUGGCAAGACACCGGCAAGUGGUGCAGGAUUCGAAGGGUGCAGCGACUGCAGCAACACCACCUUUGGUUGCUGCCCCGAUGGCGUGAGCACUGCGACGGGUGAGGCCUUUGAAGGCUGUGCAGAAGGCUGUGAGACCACCAAGUAUGGCUGCUGCCAAGACAAAAUCUCGCCAGCUGAGGGACCUGACUUUGAAGGGUGCGAGAACUGCACGGAGUCGCUGUACGGGUGCUGCGAGGACAAUGUGACCUUUGCUCUGGGACCCGACGGCGAAGGUUGCUGUGUGGUGACCGAGUUUGGCUGUUGCCGUGACAAUGUCACCGCAGCGACAGCUGACGGGUGCAUCUGCAACAUGACAGUACAUGGAUGUUGUCCUGACAACGUUACUGUUGCAUUGGGUCCCGACUUCGAGGGAUGCACCUGUGAGCACCAUGCUUUCGGUUGCUGUCCUGACAAGAAGUCGCCGGCUGAAGGCCCAGACUUUGAGGGCUGUGUCAUCUGCACCAACACGACCUUUGGAUGCUGUCCCGAUGACGUUACUGCAGCAUUGGGACCAAACUUUGAAGGCUGUGAAGGGUACGAGACCAACUGCACAAACACCACAUUUGGCUGCUGCCCCGACGGAGUGCAAGCCGCGGAGGGUGAGAACUUCGCCGGUUGCACCGUGGCAUGCGAGAGCACCCAGUUCGGCUGCUGUCCCGACGGACUGGCUCCAGCUUCUGGCAUUGGUUUCGAGGGGUGCGACAACUGCAGCGAGUCACUCUACGGAUGCUGCGCAGACAACACGUCCUUUGUCCUCGGCCCAGACGGGGAGGGCUGUUGUUUCCACACCGAGUUUGGCUGCUGUCUUGACAACAAGACGGAAGCCCAGGGACCGGACCGGGCAGGCUGCAGCUGCCAUACGACACCACACGGCUGCUGCCCUGAUGGGAUCGCCACUGCUAGUGGCCCCAGGUACUAUGGAUGCACAUGUCACAACUAUCCAUUUGGCUGUUGCCAAGACAAGCACACACCGGCUGGCGGUCCCAACUUUGAAGGGUGCAUCUGCUCUCGUCUGCUGUACGGUUGUUGCCCCGACGAUGUCACUCCCGCUGAGGGUCCUGACAUGGCAGGCUGUCCGUGCCAGAUCACAGAGUUUGGUUGCUGCCUUGACAAACGCACUCCUGCCCGCGGACCCAACCUGGCCGGGUGUGGCUGCGACACCAUGCCUUACGGCUGCUGCCCUGACCAACGAACACCGGCCCGUGGACCUGGCUUUGGUGGCUGCCCAUGCACGGCGAUGCCAUAUGGCUGCUGCCCCGACCAACAUACUGCUGCCCAAGGACCAGAUGGCAGAGGCUGCGAGUGCGAGAAGCUGCUCUAUGGCUGCUGCCCUGAUCGUCUCACACCAGCCACAGGCCCCAGCCUGACUGGCUGUACGUGCCACCAUUACCCUCACGGGUGCUGCCCUGACGGACAAACUCCUGCUCGAGGUCCUGAAUAUGAUGGCUGCACCUGUGCCAUGACAGCCUACGGCUGCUGCCCCGACGGGGUCACUGCCGCCAGGGGGCGCAAUUUUGAAGGCUGCCAAGAUACAACGUUCGUGUCUACCCCCAACGUCAGCGCCAGUGUGUGUGGCCUACCCGAAGAGCGUGGCCCCUGUCACAACUAUACGGUCUACUGGUUCUUCAGCAUCACCGAUGGUCGCUGCAACCGCUUCUGGUACGGUGGUUGUGAGGGCAAUGGAAACCGGUUCAACUCAGAGGAAGAAUGCAAGAACACCUGCGUCACACCUGAAGGACCUGAUGCCUGCCUGCUUCCAAAGGUGAUUGGUACAUGCGACGGCCAGUACCAGCAUUGGUACUUUGACGCGACCACUCGCUCCUGCGAGUCGUUCAUGUACGGAGGUUGCCUCGGAAACAACAACCGCUUUGCCAGCAAAGACCUAUGCGAGCAGACCUGCCUGCACCAGGAGAAGCUUGACCCGUGUGAGCAGUCGGCAGCACCUGGACCAUGCAGGGGCUCGUACAAGCGGUUCUACUACGACCGGCAGGACAACCAGUGCAAGCGGUUCACGUAUGGUGGUUGCCAGGGAAACGCAAACAACUUUGCCACAGAAGAGGAGUGCUCAGAAAAAUGCGUCAGACUUAGUGCACAGGAAAUCUGCAUCCUCGCCAAGGAAGAAGGCCGCUGCCUCUCGGAGGACCGCAAGUGGUACUAUGACUAUGUGGAAGGACGAUGCAAGGAGUUUGUCUACACGGGUUGCCAGGGCAACCGCAACCGCUUUAACACACGCGACCAGUGCGAGCGCAUGUGCAACUCUACCAGAGUCGCUGUGUCCCGUGACAUCUGCGCCCUGCCGAAGGAAGAGGGUCCAUGUCGGGCAGCCAUCCUGCACUGGCACUACAACAUGGCGGCUGGGCGCUGCGAGCAGUUCUACUAUGGUGGCUGUGAGGGCAAUGCCAACCGGUUUGAGUCGCGGCGUGACUGUGAGCGUGCCUGCCUCUCCGUUGGAAGUCGAAACAUCUGCUUGCUGCCGCAAGAGGCCGGAAACUGCGUGGAGUUCCGCGAGCGGUGGUUCUACAAUGCGGAGGAAGGUCGCUGCCACCGUUUCUACUACGGAGGCUGCGACGGAAAUGAGAACAACUUUGCCUCACACCUGGAGUGUGAACAGACGUGCAGACAGCCUGCUCCAACUGAGGAACCUGAGGAAGAGUUCCGACACGAGUUCUGCUUCAUGCCGAGUGAGGCAGGCCCCUGCACCAACAUGGAGGUGCGCUGGUUCUAUGACAAGCAGGAUGGCGUGUGCCGUGAGUUCUACUAUGGUGGCUGCCUUGGCAAUCGGAACCGCUUCCGGUCCCGUAGGGACUGUGAGGACCGCUGCUUCAGUUCUCAAGACCUGUGCUUGUUGCCGAGAGUGCAAGGCCCGUGCAGUGGCACGUUCACCCAGUGGUUCUACGAUCCCGAGACGGACCGGUGCCAUGAGUUCACGUACGGUGGUUGCCAGGGCAAUGCCAACCGCUUCAACGACCGUGAAGCCUGCGAGAAUCAGUGCCGCAAGGGGGUGCCAGUGCCUACAGAGCCACCCAUUGAGCGCCCCACGCCCGUUGAUGUGUGCACACUCCCGAAACAGCCUGGACCGUGCUAUGGCUUGCUGAUGAUGUGGUACUUUGACACUGCAACUCGUGAGUGCCGCAGCUUUACCUACGGAGGCUGCGAGGGCAACGACAAUCGCUUUGAGUCUCGGGAGCUCUGUGAACAACGCUGUGGCCGCCAUGAUGCAGGGCCAGCCGUAGAACCACCCACCCGGCAUCCCACUAAGCCUAGGCAUGUUAGAAAAGGCAUAUGCAAGAAAACGGUUGACCCCGGCGACUGCAACGACGCGCAUGAACGGUGGUUCUACGACGCACAGACCGGCGUCUGCCUGCAAUUCGUGUACACUGGCUGUGGAGGCAAUAAGAACCGGUUCAAGUCGGCCGAAAUCUGCAUGAAGUUCUGCUCUGGGGUUACAAAGGACACCCCCGAAAACGAAAUCAGUGAACCCGACUUGGACGGCGGUAAACAGAUGCCACCAUCUUCUCGGAAGCCCGAGGGAUCGGACGAGGAGUUGGACCCACGUGUUAAGCCACCGAUGGCGGUCACGCCGUUUCCGGCACUGUUUCCGUUGACACCAGCAGCUCCACCACAGACACCAGCACCGGAGUGCCUCCCGUCAAACUGCGAGGACCUGCACUGUCCCCUUGGGAAGAACCAGACGGUGGACCACCGUGGUUGUGUCCAAUGCCGCUGCAGCAACCCUUGCGAAACCUUUUCGUGCCACGAAGAAGAGCUUUGCAGGAUUGAGGCAUAUCGAAGUGCCGACGGCAGCGCCAACUAUCGUCCUGUGUGUCGCCUUGUGAACAAGCCUGGCCACUGCCCCGUAGCCGAAGUCGAGGCACAACCUGCAGCCGUGGUCCGAGCCGACUGCCGAGAUGUUUGCCGAGUGGACGCCGACUGUCCCGACGUCCGCAAGUGCUGCUACAAUGGCUGCGCUCACGUCUGUGUUCAGGCUGUUGUUACUGAAAGUACCACCUCACAUGUGUCCACAACGACGCAGACUCCAAUUCUAACUCCUGAGCCAACAAAUGAAGACCUGUCACCGCCCGUGCACCGUCCGGCAGAAAUGGCAGCACACGCAAAGCCCGAGGUGACAGCCAACGCCGGCUCUGACGUGACACUGUCGUGCCUCGACCGGCCGUUCCUGAUAGUGUCUGUCACGUGGACCUUCCGUGAUGAGUCGGUUGAGAGCAAUGAGGGGCGCUUCAAGAUCUUGGUCGAUGGCUCGUUGCACAUCUCCCAGCUCACGGGCGACGACGCAGGCCCCUACCGGUGCACUGCCGAUGACGGGCGCCAGAAGGUGUCACAUGUCACCAACCUUGUUGUGUUCGUGCCUGCUACAAUCAAGCCCUCGAGCGCGACGGUGACCGUGACUGUGUCAAGCACGGCACGACUGUUAUGCUUGGCCGUUGGCCACCCGACUCCCAUCGUACAGUGGUACCGGCACGGCAAGCAGCUGCCACAGCGGAGCGCGCGCUACGCCAUCCUAGCAGACUUCACGCUCGCCAUCCAAAACGUCACGCUCGAAGACGAGGACAUUUACAUGUGCCGCGCGUACAACUACUACGGCCAGCCAGCCGUCUGGAAGGUGUCCCUCUCCGUGCUGCCAUUGAGUCGGGAGCCGGCAGUGCCGGGACGCCGCCGGCGCCGCGGUCAUGGCUCACGGGGUUCAUCAUUCCGGCGUACAGGCAGGAAAAUAUAUCUGACCGGCAACGAGGUCGUGACAGUCGACGUGGUGAUAGCUACCAGCGAGAACCGUGUGGGGGCACCUCUGCAGCUUGAUUGCUACGUGACUGGUGCUCCCGAGCCACGUGUCUCCUGGCUGCAUGACAGCAAGCAAGUCGAAACAGACAGCCAUCACGUUGUCAUGGAGAACCACACGCUGUUGAUUCCAUCAGCGGCGAUGUCAGACGGGGGUGAAUACUCCUGUCAAGCGGACAAUGGCCACAGCAAUGAAUCUGUCUCGGUUCACAUCAUCAUGGACGAUAUCUAUGUUCCGGAGUCGUGCACUGACAACCCCCGCUUUGCGAACUGCAACCUCAUUGUGCGUGCUCGUUACUGCACAAACAAGCACUACUCAAGGUUCUGUUGCCGUUCAUGCAUGCUUGCUGGCCAAAUUCAUGCUGAUGGCAAUGGGUAUACCAACGGCAAUGGUAAUGGCAAUGGAUACGGCAAUGGAUACGGCAAUGGUUAUGGAAACGGCUUCAGCAAUGGUAAUGGCUUCGGCAAUGGCUACAUCAACGGAUACAGCAACGGAAAUGGUCAUACCAAUGGGUACAGGAAUUUCACUGGAAACGGGAAUGGAAAUGGCAAGGCUAAUGAACUUGCCUAAGCAAAUGUUGUAGAUUCUGCAACUCAGGGUUGUUAUAUUGCUUUCCCAGUCUUUUCGUAUUCGAUUUUCAGUGGUCUAAACUCUCUUCAGAGUUUGCAAUGACUCUUUUUUUCUUUACACAUAUUCUGGUGAUUGUGGCACUUAGUGCAUGUGCCUUAUCAUAGAAGUGGGUGUUUAUACAAUCACAUCAUCUUGUUGUUAACAAGAUAUUUCGUUCUGGCCUCAAUAGAGAGUGUAGUGUCAACACAUUUGCCAGGACUGAAUGCAAACAUCUUUGGUUGAGACUUGUCAAAGUGCCAUCUGAAAGAAAUGCAAAAUUCUCAGCCUUAGGAACAGCACCAGGUUGAUAAUCAAAACUGAUUGCGCAAGAUGCAACAUCCUCAGCCUCAGGAACAAGAUCACAUCGAUCUAAUGAACACUUAUUUCUUAACAUCACUUGCAAUCUUUACACUGAUGUCUUAAGAAUUUAUAUUUCAUUGUCUCGUGUAAUUAAUUAUUCCCUAGGUGUGACAUAGUUCCACAGGCUGUUGUGUUCAUUUGUACUACUUUGAGAAAUGCAUUGGCCUGGCGAUAAGCUGAUGUCAGCUUAGUACGAUGGCAUUUGCAUAGUGCGAUCAUUUUCCCAAUUACAUGGUUCCUGACCUUGUUUUCACCAUUUUCUUACACGUAUUGCUUUAACACAGCAUUACCUUGCAGAAGUCAUAUGGCUUUGUGUGCAAUACGUCAAGCCUCAGAAACAAAAAACUAAAAACAAAAGGCAUUGCCAUGCAAUAAUAAGUUAAAUCAAAGAGUGGCAUAUCAUUACUUGCGGCAUGUGCACUUUCAAGAAAAGAGUUGCUGCUGAAGCAUCAAUGAAGAACUGAGGGCAUGCAAGAAAUGAAUGCUACUUAUUUUUUUCUCCUUUGUUUAUCAUAUACAUACAUGAGUUGUGCUUAAUAUGCAAAUUCCUUUAGUGACAAGAGCUGUUACUUAAUUCGAGCUUGUGGCCUACUUGUCAUUAUAAACGUGCCUAUACAGCCAUUUGUGCCAUUUCUAAAGGGUACUUGUUACUUGUGACAGAGUUCCUACCGAAAGCGUUGUGCUUUGAUGUUGCCAAACAACUUUCAUUAUGUAAUGGGCAGGAAUGGGGCUUUAUGAAGGCUGUUUACAAAAGUCUGCUGAUAAGACUUGCGUUUUAAGCAUAGCAAUCAUUUCUUGACUCGUGCAGCAAGAACUUCAGCAGAUACCGAUGGCCACCUUAUUUGUGGUCAGUGCUGUAUUACGCCUACAAGUUACGCUCCCCACAUGGUGUGUUCAACUUGCUGUGCUCGUUUCGCAAAACACUGGUUUUUAAGCCCAGUGGCCACGGACAACAUGCAUGUGCCGGUAAUGUUACUCGCAUACUGCCAAACCUUGAUUGCGUGUCUCGUUUUUUGCCCAUGGUUUUGUCAGGGUGAGUUCCGCUGGGCGAUCUGGAAGAGUUGCGUGAAUCCGUAAAGUGAGUGUGCGGGCAUGCAUCUUGACAUGCCAGACACUCAACAUGGCAGAAAUGCUCCACACCAGAUCAAAGCGUAGGUCAUUGGUUACAUUGAAGCAACUUACGGUGAUGGAACCCCUGUGACCGUGCUUUGUUAUAAUUUGACUAUACCGCUGUCACCUGCUUUAUUGAAAGGCUCGUUGAAUAAUCGUCGACAUAGCUUGAGCCUCGAAAGCAGCAAGUGCAGCUGCAGUGUGAAAAAGCAGUACAUAUCUUGCACAACUGCUUACAUAUAGUAGUAAAAUGAAGCAAACUGAUCCUCUCAGCUGGUGGAAGUAACACGGCAUUCCUUUGACGUUUCGGCCAAGUCUGUGCCUCAAUGAUAAAGGAAAGAAGCGAUCGGCUGUGGAAGAGUAAUUCAAUUAGAGAAUAACAGUAGUGAACAUGAACUCAUUCUGAGUACAGUCAUGAAAAAAGCAAAUCUUGUGCCACAGAAUGCAAGGAAUCUGCCCCUUCUGGAUUGACCUGUGGAAUGCGCCAUCACUUUUGCAAUACUAUAUACCCAACACUGCCAGUGUGUCAUAUUACAAGAUGCUCUAGUCUGUCACCACCACCUCUCCAAUGCAUUCCACGAGAGAUGAGCAUGGAACAGCAUUUGUGUGUGUGUUUUUUUUUGUAUGUGUCUGUGUUGUCCUUCCAGUAGUGUCCCUUGCGCAGUGACAUUGUUUUGGAUUUUGUUCACUCUCUGGGAGCAAUUUUUCAAGUAGCCUGCAAAACAGGACUUUGUGCUUUUUAUACUGGUUUACUUCAUUUUAAAAACUUUAAUCUCACUUUCAGUUUUUUACUUCACCCUUUGCUCAUCCUAAUGCUGCCCAAACUUGUGUGUAGGUGCGAUCGUAAGAUGCAUGCAAUGUUGCCCCAUGAUCAUGAGCUCAAAGUUCGAAUUUGCCAAUCCUCUUUCUCAUCAUUUAGAGGGACUGUACUCCGGUCAGAGAUAAGUGCUCGUGUUAUAUGGUCUUGUAGUACUUAUGUAAGUGUUGUAGUGAUGUGCACAUGAAAAACUUUGCAAUAAAUCACUAAAAUGUGCAUAGAGAAGACCAUGAGCUUGCUUGCAUGCAAAGAUUGCUUAACACAUUCUUCCUAAGAACAGCCGGGUCACUGUCAUACAGUUUUAUUGUCUGUUGCCAAAUUGUGAGCAAUCUAGUGGAGAAGGUAAUGUCCACUUGUAAGGCUUGUAUGCUGUUAUUCGAUGCUGCGCCUAAUUUCACGACAGCGCCUUUAAUCUACCACAAGACCACGAAACUCAGUUGGGGUGUUGCAGUAGUGUUUUAGCGAAGGACAUUUGUGCAACAAUGUGCACAAAAUGGAGCAUGCACUUUUGUAUCCAGCACACAGUGUCUGUGCACGGCUUCUGUUCCAACUAUUAUCAGCAUUUGCUAUUUUAAGUUAACUUUCCUUUUUAACUAUUUCUCUUAAAACAAGGGAGAGAUUCACAGCCUAUUUGUCUACAUUAAAAGAUACUUUUGAAAAUUGCACUUUCUCACUGGAGAAAUAUUUUUAUUAGCAGAGGAAAUGAUGGCCAGUAUUUUUUUUUAUCGAAUAUUGCACUCAAACCAUGGUGGCAAUGAGAUUCUUUUGAUGCCAAUUGCUUCAUGGUAUUUUUGCAUGUUUAGUGGUUAUUUUUUACCACAAUAUGACCUGAAAGUUCUGAGGCUGCCUUUUAUUUUUUUCCCGGGUGUAUUCAUAUACACUGGUUUAUUUGCCUUGGCUUUGACCAGACAAUGCCAGAACGUAUGACAUCGCAGGAAGCUUGUGAGGGAACAUCAAAGUAGCAUUACUGUGUUCCUCACUUUCACAUAAUUUCUGGUUGCCAAACCUGCCCUCACUGUAAGACUGGCCUAGUAUGUACUUGCAGUUCCAGAAGUGGAAUGUAUGAGUCAAGUUUGGGUUUCUUUUUUCAGAAGCCACUGUACUGUUUGUUGAAGCCUGAUGUAAGCAAAUCUCAUUGCAGGUGUCUGCACAGGCACAAACAUUACAAUGCAGUGAUGUAACGCAACAGUGAAAGAAAUUCAGAUUGUAAGAUCUGAAUGAUUUCAAGCAAAGCUAUGCGCCAUUUCAUCUCUGGCACACAGCUUGCUUCAGGCCACAUGGAAAGACACAGUAUCAUUGUUUUAUACGUUCUGCCUUACUGUACAGUAUUAUUUCUUUCUUGGCAGUCUUUUCGCCAAACAAGCUGCAGUGUUGCACUCUGUUGCGUCAUUGCAAGUCUUGCACUGUUUUGACAGUAUUGUUUCCAUAAAUCAUAUUUAAAUGUACUUGGGCAUUGGCGCUUUUAUGCACAAAUGUCUUUCUCUUUUUGUGUGGGGCAAGUGCUUUCGCAUGUUUGUGUAACCGUCUCGUCUUGUACAUAUAAAAAAUGAAUUGGCAGUAUA
Molecule: messenger RNA, 10747 nt
Organism: Dermacentor andersoni
Lineage: Eukaryota; Metazoa; Arthropoda; Arachnida; Ixodida; Ixodidae
Source: RefSeq, a predicted model, not a curated record